Zonotrichia albicollis (white-throated sparrow) is the source of this 1953-nucleotide messenger RNA. NCBI's taxonomy places the organism in Eukaryota, Metazoa, Chordata, Aves, Passeriformes, Passerellidae. The record is from RefSeq and is a predicted model, not a curated record.
ACAGUGAUUUGAUAGAAAACCUCUCCAAAAGCAAAAAGCCCAAGCUGGACCUGGUUUUUGAGGAAUGGGAUGUGGCUGGGCUGCCGUGGUGGUUUUUAGGGAAUCUCAGAAGCAAUUACAAAUCCAGGAGUAACGGAUCCACGGAUAUUCAGACUAACCAGGACAUCGACACUGCCAUUGUUUCAGACACCACUGAUGACCUGUGGUUCCUCAAUGAGUGUCCCCUGGACCAGGGCGCUGCUGGGCUCAAGGUGGAAGUGCUGGACUGUGAGGAGGUGACAGAAGGUGACACCAAGGUGCCUGAGGAUGUGUGCUUGGAUGAGCUGGAGGAUUCCCAGCGCCUCAGUGAUGACACGGACACAGAGGCUGCUUCUGAGGAUUGCUGGCAAUGCUCCAAAUGCAAGAAAUUCAACUCUCCAGGGAAAAGGUACUGCUUCCGCUGCUGGGCCCUGCGCAAGGACUGGUACAGGGACUGCCCCAAACUGCCCCAUUCCCUGUCCCUUUCCAACAUCAACUCCAUGGAAAAGCAGGAGCAGGAUGAAGGCAUGGACGUCCCAGACUGCAGGAGGACGAUCUCAGCCCCGGCUGGCCAACCCAAACACGUUUUCCUGGGAGAAACCAAACCCCACGUGGAUCCGGGCGGCUCCAUGGAGGGGAAAAAUGGAGAUUUUGGCAAGCUGAAGAAAGAGGAGGAGGAGGAGGAGGUGGAAUCUUUGGAGAGCAUCAAAACCCUGCUGAGUCCCUGCUUCCUGUGCCAGCACAGGCCUCGGGAUGGGAACAUUGUCCACGGAAGGACUGCUCACCUGGUGGCCUGCUUCAGGUGUGCCAGGAUGCUGAAGAAGAAGAGAUCGCCGUGUCCCGUGUGCAGGAAGGAGAUCAAGAUGGUCAUCAGGAUCUUCAUGGGGUAGGGCCCCGAAAGUAACCCCAAAAUUUGGAUUUUUGCACUCAAACCUCCAUUACAAUGUGUGCAAAAAGGAGAUCAAGAUGGUCAUCAGGAUCUUCAUGGGGUAGGGCCCUGAAAGUAACCCCAAAAUCUGGAAUUUUUGCACUCAGAUCCCAAUUUCGUUGUGUGCAGAGAGGAGGUCGUCAUAAAAUAACACCAAAAUUUGGAUUUUUGCACUCAAAUCCCAAUUUCAGUGUGUGCAGAGAGGAGAUCACAAUGGUCAUCAAGAUCUUCAUAACCCCAAAAUUUGGAUUUUUGCACUCAAAUCCCCAUUACAGCAUGUGCAGAAAGGAGAUCAAGAUGGUCAUCAGGAUCUUCAUGGGGUAGGGCCCCGAAAGUAACCCCAAAAUCUGGAAUUUUUGCACUCAAACCUCCAUUACAGCAUGUGCAGGAAGGAGAUCACAAUGGUCAUCAAGAUCUUCAUAACCCCAAAAUCUGGAAUUUUUGCACUCAAAAAUCUAUUACAGCAUGUGCAUGAAGGAGGUCAUGAUGGCCAUCAGGAUCUUCAUAAAAUAACCCCAAAAUUUGGAUUUUUGCACUCAAAUCCCCAUUACAGCAUGUGCAGGAAGGAGAUCACGAUGGUCAUCAGGAUCUUCAUGGGGUAGGGCCCCGAAAGUAACCCCAAAAUCUGGAAUUUUUGCACUGAAAUCCCAGUUUUGGUGUGUGCAGAGAGGAGAUCACGAUGGUCGUCAUAAAAUAACUCCAAAAUCUGGAUUUUUGCACUCAAACCUCCAUUACAGUAACUGCAGGAAGGAGAUCAUGAUGGUCAUCAAGAUCUUCAUAAAAUAACCCCAAAAUCUGGAAUUUUGCACUCAAACCUCCAUUACAGUAAGUGCAGGAAGGAGAUCAUGAUGAUCAUCAAGAUCUUCAUAACCCCAAAAUCUGGAAUUUUGCACUCAAAACUCUAUUACAAUGUGUGCAGAGAGGAGAUCACGAUGGUCAUCAGGAUCUUCAUAAAAUAACCCCAAAAUUUGGAUUUUUGCACUCAAAUCCCAAUUUCAGUGUGUGCA